This is a messenger RNA of Rhagoletis zephyria (snowberry fruit fly), 756 nucleotides long. RefSeq names its product putative nuclease HARBI1. NCBI's taxonomy places the organism in Eukaryota, Metazoa, Arthropoda, Insecta, Diptera, Tephritidae. The record is from RefSeq and is a predicted model, not a curated record.
AUGCUUUGUAAAAAAUUGUCGCCCUAUCUACCUUGUCCAGAGGUAUUUGUGACACCACCUUUGACAAUUUCACACCAAGUCGCGCUAUGCUUGUAUAAAAUCGCUUCAUGUGCAGAGUACCGUGUUGUUGGGGAUGUGUUUGGGGUGCAUAAAAGUACGGUACACAAGUACUUUCACCUCGUAAUUAACGCAAUACUGCAGCUUCGAGCGGAGUACUUAUAUUUUCCAAAGCUAGAGGAGGCCAAAACAAUCGCUAUUGCCUUUCAAAAAAUAACCAAUAUACCUAAUAUCAUUGGUGCAAUUGAUGGAACACACAUCCCGAUUUUGCCCCCCAGCGAUGGCUAUCAAGACUAUGUAAAUAGAAAAGGAUGGCCAUCGAUAGUGAUGCAAGCAGUAGUUGAUAAUAAUUACAUAUUCCGUGAUGUGAGUAUAAAAUUUCCAGGAAGCACCCAUGACGCUACUGUCUUUAGGGAGUCUGGACUUUACAAGUACUCAUCGCAAAUGAUACCAAAUUACUACACUGACGUCAAUGGAAUGCAAACGCCCAUGAUGCUGAUUGGUGAUCCUGCCUACCCAUUGCUUCCAUGGCUUAUGAAGCCUUACACUGGCCAUCUGGAGCCCGAAGAAGAAUCAUUUAACUGCUAUCUUAGUUCUGGGCGAAUAGUUGUGGAAAACGCAUUCGAUUCAUCUUUGGUCUUUGAAGAUCCUUUAGGCAAUGGUACACAAAUAACACUGGAUGAUGGAGACUCCCUAUAG